UGAACGCACCUCCCUCUUCCCGGGCGGCUCUUCUACUUUUGGUCGCACACUGAGGCGGAGCUGUGAGUCUAAGCAGUCCUCGGGUCAGGCCCUCCGCCGUCUGAUAGCAGGAGUCUCAGUGAGGAUUUACACAAAGUGUGAGGACCGACUCAGACUGUGACUCGUGAGUGUAGGUGGACCACAGAGUGGGACAAGCACGAGCACCGUUUCCCACGGACUAAUCUCCCCAAGAGGGCGGGGGUUGGGUGCUUUUUUUUGAAGGGGUACCACACACACACACACACGCACACACACCGCUCCCCCAGCAGCAUCCUGCACAGGUCUUGUAGUCAUUCCCACUUUAAACUAGAGACGCAUUUCAGCAGCGUAAAGGCGAGUGGAGCCUGAACCAUGCCGAGCAAACGCCAGUAUCUGCGCCCGCGGCUGUGCACGCUGGAGAAGGGGGACAACGGCUACGGCUUCCACCUCCACGGGGAGAAAGGUAAGACGGGCCAGUUCAUCCGGUUAGUGGAGCCCGACAGCCCGGCAGAAACGUCCGGGCUCCACGCCGGAGACCGGCUGGUGUUCGUGAACGCGGAGGACGUGGAGAACGAGAGCCACCAGCAGGUCGUGUCCCGGAUACGAGCCACCGUGGGCUGGCUGGAGCUCGUGGUGGUGGACCCGGACACCGAGCAGCUGCUGAAGAAACACAACAUGAAGUGUCUGAAGGAGUAUGUCGCCGACGGCGUCCCGCUACCUUUCGACGAGGAGGAGGAGGAGGUGGUGGUGGUGGUGGAGGAGGACGGGGACGGGACGGCAAACGGGGAUGGGGUGAAGGAGGAGGAGGAGAGGGACGGGACACCCAGGGAGUCCACGCCAGUCCCGGAGAAGAACGGAGAAAUCCACGUGCACGUGGAGAAAAAGCUGAGCAUCAACUCCGUGAAGGAGGUGUUGUGCACUGAGCUGCGGCCACGGCUCUGCGUGAUCCGGCGAGGGCCGAGCGGAUAUGGCUUCAACCUGCACAGCGAGCGGUCGCGGCCGGGCCAGUACAUCAGAGCGGUGGACGAAGACUCUCCAGCAGAGAGGGCAGGUCUGCUGUCCAAGGACAGGAUAAUCCAGGUGAACAGUCUGUCAGUAGAAGGGAAGACGCAUUCAGAGGUCGUGGCCGCCAUUAAAGCCGGUGGGAAGGAGGUCCGUCUGCUGGUGGUGGACCCCGACACAGACACCUUCUUCAGGAGGUGCAGAGUGGCCCCUGCCUUGGACCACCUCUCUGGUCCGCUGCCUGAGCCGGUCAUUAAUGGAGGAAUGGACGAGAAGGUGAAUGGUAGAGGGGCCAAAGAGGCAGAGAGGGACUCAAAGCUGUCCGUCAGUCCUUCUCCGUCCAACGCCUCGUCCAACGCCUCGUUCACAACCCCGCCCACCAACACCCCACCUGAGGGUUUUAUCGCGGACGGCAUCCCAGCGCUCAACAUGUCCCUGCAGCAGGUGAAAGAGCUCGCCCACCAGAAACGCUCCAACAAGAGAGCCCCCCCCAUGGACUGGACCAAGAAGAACGAGCUGUUCAGUAACCUAUAGGGCCCCUCAGCCCCCCUCACACACCUGCUAGAGGGAUUCUCACAAAGAGACGUCAGAAAGACAUUAAAAGAGCAGAUUAACUAUCGGCAUCAGACAAAUCAAGAAGUUCUGUAAGAUAUAGUACUCUUCAUUAUUACUCUUCAUGCUACUAUAUAAUCCAGAUAUUACAUAUAUAUAAUAAUAUGUAUAAUGUGAUACUAACAAUGAGAGAUGCUCAUGCCAAUGAAAGAGAACUGGACCAUGUUGAAAAUGUGUGUGUGUGUGUGUGUGUGUGUGUGUGUGUGUGUGUGU
This is a messenger RNA of Anarrhichthys ocellatus (wolf-eel), 1845 nucleotides long. RefSeq names its product NHERF family PDZ scaffold protein 1b (gene nherf1b). Gene Ontology annotation, molecular function: protein-membrane adaptor activity; signaling receptor binding. The transcript is spliced from 6 exons. NCBI's taxonomy places the organism in Eukaryota, Metazoa, Chordata, Actinopteri, Perciformes, Anarhichadidae. The record is from RefSeq and is a predicted model, not a curated record. Gene Ontology annotation, biological process: protein localization to plasma membrane. The coding region runs from base 391 to 1554 and encodes 387 amino acids. Gene Ontology annotation, cellular component: apical plasma membrane.